This is a messenger RNA of Gongylonema pulchrum, 528 nucleotides long. The record is from the annotation of a GenBank genome assembly. Lineage: Eukaryota; Metazoa; Nematoda; Chromadorea; Rhabditida; Gongylonematidae.
GUGAAGCCAACAGAUAACAAUACGAGAUGGGUUGAACAAGACAAGGAAAAGCGUGAGAAGAUUGAAGCUUUGAAAGCGUUGGCUGCAACGAGUGGUGCAUCCACCAUUUCAUUCAUUGUUAAACCAGACUGUGAAGAUAUCGAAACGUGGUGUUCCAAUCGCAUGCAUGACAAAUACAUCGAAUCGUUUGUGCAACAGGUGACAGAGCGCCUACGGCACCUGGUUUCUUCGUUAGCUGUGCUGUCAAAACCACGGAAUGACGAGCGGUCGCUAGCGAAAACUGAGAACGAUAUUCACGUGGCGUUUGCUGAUGCGCAGCUGCCGAAGAAUUGGCUUUCACGCGCUGAAAUUGAUAGGAAAUUGAAAGCCUGGACGGAAGAGUCUAAAUGCGCUUAUGUGCACAUCCGAGGAAACGAAGCCACCGGAAAAACAGCAAUCAUUUGUCAACUUCAUGCACUGCUUGCAAAAAAGCGCUGCUAUGUGAUCACCAGGUUUGUUAACUCUUCUCUUACUGAAGCUAAAUUAUAG